This is a messenger RNA of Polypterus senegalus (gray bichir), 1198 nucleotides long. Its product is annotated as calcium-binding protein P-like. Lineage: Eukaryota; Metazoa; Chordata; Cladistia; Polypteriformes; Polypteridae. The record is from RefSeq and is a predicted model, not a curated record. The coding region runs from base 133 to 936 and encodes 267 amino acids. The transcript is spliced from 10 exons.
AAAAACGCGGCUGCGGGACUCAAGCGCACCAGCCAGGACGGCGAGAAGAAGCGCGCAGGUUUGCCAGCCGCCCAACGGGAAGGAGUGCGUGAGGAGCUCAGCUGUGUUUUCUGACUGCAUAAAGCAUUGAAGAUGAAGCUUGCGAUUAUUUUGAUCUGCCACUUGGGGGCGACUGUGGCAUUGCCACUCUACCAGGGGAAUUACGCCAUGCCCAUCAGCAACAGCAUGGAGUUUUUGAGAUACACCGGACUGGGCUACACUGGAGCGGGCUACGGCCAGACGCUGGCACUGCCGUACGUCCAGCAGCCGUUCUCCCGUUUCUACCAGCAGACGCCUGACUUUGUCCUGAAUCCACAACUGCCCCUUCAGCCUCAGGUGGUUGGUUCACAGUUUCCCCAACUGGCAGCAUUUCCCCCUCAAUUCCCAGGGACCCCUCAAAUCCUGAUGCCAGCACCUGGUUCCAUGCAGCCCACCGUGUUCCUGCCAGGCCAAGGCCAGUUUCCCCCCAACGUGUACAUCCAGCACGCGGGAGGCCAGACGCCCCAGAUGAAUCAGAUCCCGCAGAUUAAGCCGACGGUGGUCGUGCCCUCUCAGCCCGAUCAGAAUUCUCCGCAGGCGACCAAUCAGCCGGCAGGACAAGAGCCUCAAGCCCCUCAGCUGCCCAAGCAGGUUUUGACGAACAACCCCACGAUGGCACUGCCUUCACAAACCGAGCAGGGAUAUCCAUUUUAUUUUCAGUAUCGGUUCCCUCAGCAACAAACCCAGGAAAUCAAGCUGAGCAAUCCGCAGCAGCCUGCCCCGACGCUGCCAUCUCCGAAGGUGGUGCUGCCCGGACCUCUGCAGCAGAAAACCCCACUAAAUCAGGAGGCACAAAGUGAAACGAAGCUCGACAUUCCUGGGGAUGGAGGACAAGUUGCCCAGGCUGCCCAAGCCUAAAGUGCCCACUCAGCUAUGGAGGUCUCACUGAAUGGAAUGGAGGUGUGGAUAAAUGGAACCACCAUCACCACAGGGGGGCGCCACUCCUAAGAGCAGGCCAGUGUUGACUUACAUGAAGAACGGCUGCAAGAAGUGAAGAGCACAUGGGCAUUGAAUAUCAUGUGCCACACCAUGCCAGCCAAACUAACUGCAAUGCUUUCAAUAUUAAAGUGUCAUUUUAUUAAUUUAUGCUUAAAUAAAGGUCACCAGCUUUGUGAUGCCA